CUGGGGCUGAGCGGAGGGCUGAGGGGGCGGGAGGCCGGGCAGGCCGGUGGGGGCAGCCGGCAGGGUACGCGCGGCGGACAGGGGGCGGAGCCGGAGCGACGGGCGGCGGCCGCGCUCAGAGCUGGUAGCCUGUCCGCUGCCCGCGAUUCGACUCUGAGGAACCUAGAAAGAUUGUGCAAUGAAUGGUGAUACUCGGGCUGCAGUGGUGACCUCACCACCCCCGACCACAGCCCCUCACAAAGAGAGGUAUUUCGACAGAGUGGAUGAGAACAAUCCAGAAUACUUGCGAGAGAGGAACAUGGCACCAGACCUUCGCCAGGACUUCAAUAUGAUGGAGCAAAAAAAGAGGGUGUCCAUGAUUCUGCAAAGUCCCGCUUUCUGUGAAGAAUUGGAAUCAAUGAUACAGGAACAAUUUAAGAAGGGGAAGAAUCCCACAGGCCUGUUGGCAUUACAGCAGAUUGCAGAUUUUAUGACCACGAAUGUACCGAAUGUCUACCCGGCAGCUCCGCAGGGAGGGAUGGCUGCCUUAAACAUGAGUCUUGGUAUGGUGACUCCUGUGAAUGACCUUAGAGGAUCUGAUUCUAUUGCCUAUGACAAAGGGGAGAAGUUAUUGCGGUGUAAACUGGCAGCGUUUUACCGACUAGCAGAUCUCUUUGGAUGGUCUCAGCUUAUCUACAAUCACAUCACAACCAGAGUGAGCUCCGAGCAGGAACACUUCCUCGUUGUACCUUUUGGACUUCUCUACAGCGAAGUGACUGCAUCCAGUUUGGUUAAAGUCAGUCUACAAGGAGAGGCAGUGGACCGUGGAAGUACUAAUCUAGGGGUAAAUCAGGCUGGCUUCACGUUACAUUCUGCCAUUUACGCUGCACGCCCAGACGCGAAGUGCGUUGUGCACGUUCACACACCAGCAGGGGCCGCGGUCUCUGCGAUGAAAUGUGGCCUCUUGCCAAUCUCCCCAGAGGCACUUUCCCUUGGAGAAGUGGCUUAUCAUGAUUAUCACGGGAUUCUGGUUGAUGAGGAAGAAAAAGUUUUAAUUCAGAAAAAUUUGGGGCCUAAAAGCAAGGUUCUUAUUCUCCGGAAUCACGGGCUUGUAUCCGUUGGAGAGAGUGUUGAGGAGGCCUUCUAUUACAUCCAUAACCUUGUGGUUGCAUGUGAGAUCCAGGUUCGAACUCUGGCCAGUGCGGGAGGGCCAGACAAUUUAGUCCUCCUGGAUCCUGGGAAGUACAAGGCCAAAUCCCGUUCCCCCGGGUCCCCGGCAGGGGAGGGCAGCGGAUCGCCUCCCAAGUGGCAGAUUGGUGAGCAGGAGUUUGAAGCGCUCAUGCGGAUGCUGGAUAAUCUGGGUUACAGAACUGGCUACCCUUAUCGAUACCCUGCUCUGAGAGAGAAAUCUAAAAAAUACAGCGACGUGGAGGUUCCUGCCAGUGUCACAGGUUACCCCUUUGCGAGUGACGGUGAUUCGGGCACUUGCUCUCCUCUCAGACACAGUUUUCAGAAGCAGCAACGAGAGAAGACAAGAUGGCUGAACUCUGGCCGGGGUGACGAUGCUUCUGAGGAAGGGCAGAACGGAAGCAGUCCCAAGUCGAAGACUAAGGUGUGGACGAACAUUACACACGAUCACGUGAAACCCUUGCUGCAGUCUCUCUCGUCCGGUGUCUGCGUGCCAAGCUGUAUUACCAACUGCUUGUGGACUAAAGAGGAUGGACACAGGACUCCCGCCUCUGCCGUCCCCAACCUGUUCGUCCCACUGAACACCAACCCAAAAGAGGUCCAGGAGAUGAGGAACAAGAUUCGAGAGCAGAACCUACAGGACAUUAAGACCGCGGGCCCCCAGUCCCAGGUGUUGUGUGGUGUAGUGAUGGACAGGAGCCUCGUCCAGGACGCGCCCCUCUCUGACUGUACGGAAACAAUCGAAGGGCUCGAGCGUACAGAGCAGACCUUUAGUCCCGCUAAGUCUGUCUCUUUUAGAAAGGGCGAGCUGGUGACAGCCUCCAAGGCCAUCAUUGAGAAGGAGUACCAGCCCCACGUCAUCGUGAGCACCACGGGCCCCAACCCCUUCAGCACGCUCACCGACCGCGAGCUGGACGACUACCGCAGAGCGGUGGAGCGCAAGCACAGGGGCCCUGAAGAGAAUCUGGACGAGACUAGAGAAGACAAAGAAGAGAGCCCUCCAGAGCCCCCUGCUGCCCCCCACGCUCCCCCGAGCGCCCCCAUCAAGCUGGAGGAAGACCUGCCGCAGGAGCCGGCUUCGGGAGACAACAGCGAUGCCGCCACCUUCACGCAGACUCUCCCUGACCUGUCCCCUGAGGAGCCUUCAGAAGCGCUCUGCUUCCCGACACUGGAGGAGGAGGAGGAGGAGGAGGAAGAGGGGCUUUGUGAAGCCGGGGGCCCUGCAGGCCCCACCAGGUCCCCUUCAGCGGCCAUCCCUGAGCCAGUCACAGCCCAGGCAGCUGACGAGGCCGCCGCCCCGGCUGCCGAGGAGGGGGCUGCUGUGGACCCUGGCAGUGAUGGGUCUCCGGGCAAGUCCCCCUCCAAAAAGAAGAAGAAAUUCCGCACUCCCUCCUUCCUGAAGAAGAGCAAGAAAAGGAGUGACUCCUGAAGGCCCUUCCUGCACAAACCGAUGCCACCAGGCUGUCCCCGAUUGUGUCUUGUGCCCUGUCCUCUUGUGUAAUGGAAUGCAAAAGGCCCACCCCUGCAUAGCUAGCGCUCCCCUCGCGGCGUGACCGAAUCCCCACGGAGACCGGUGCUAACCUUGUGCGCGCGCAGCGGCCCGGCCGGCAGCCUCAGGUGCUGGGGGAGACUUGGUCUCUGAGUCCACCUCUGAGCCCUGCCCUGCAGGGACCAGCAUCUCGGCCCAUCUCAUGAGCCCUUCGGGGACACGCUGUCCCCAGGGGCUUAGCUAAGUCCGGGUUCUGGCUGGGUCGGGGGUGGCCCUGCCAGCUCUGGCCUCCACCGCUCUUGCUGUCCUUCUCUUGUGAAGUAAUCCGCGGCCCACCUCUGCUAGGCUCCCUUCAGCCCGAGGUCUCGGGUGACUGCAUCACAUCUGUAGCUUCUUGCUGGCAUUAUCUGCUCAGUGAUCUCAUUUGUUCGGAUACACAAAGCCUUGGUCCUGUGAGAACACUCGUGUCCCCGCCAAUGGCCCAGGCCACCGUGGCGGACUUUUUGAGAGGUGGGUUUGGGCUGAGCCGGCAGUCCCAGCAGCGGACGGGCCUGUGUACACCCAGGUAACCUAUGCAUGGUCUCACCGGCCCCCCGCGGCCAAAGCCAGACUUGGGGCUCCGUUCCUUACUCACUGGGGGCUCUCGAUUCCCUGUCAUAGGGAAGGUGCAUCAGGAGGGGAAGAGUGCUUUCUAGAUGUUCUUUCAGAAAGUCUGCAGUUCACCCUACACACUGUGAGCGAACGGUCUGCGUUGUGCUUCGUUUUCUCCCCAGGGCCUGUGGCAGAGCGCAGCAGGGCUCCACGCGCUGUCCUGGGGGGUCUGCUCUUAACCGCGGCUCGGCUCGGCCUGGAGGGUACCCUCACUUUGACAGAAGGCAGUUCGGGGUAGGAGUUGGCCCCAGGGGUCCCACCUGACGCCCUGUGCAGUCACUGGUGGAGCCCACCUCCUGCCCUCCAGCGCCACGGUGAAUUUCACUGCACUCACAUCCCUGGAAGAUAGCGGCUAGCUGCUUAGUGGGAACUAGUGGGUGGCCAGGUGUCUCUUCGACAGUGACCUGUCCCAGGAGCUCCAGUGCCAGCCUGUCUCCCAGACAGGUCCCCAGGAGGGGGGAGGGGCCCUCGGGGGACCCAGUGCCCGACGUGGGCUCAGGUCCCACACACUCGACACCCAGGCAGGACCUGAAGCGGCUGCAUGGCGCUGACCUCUGCUUCGAGCUUACUGGCAGGCAAGCCACUUCUCUCCUGUGUAUCGUUCCAUUGCCAAGAUGGUGGUAGAGCUCUCCACCCUCACCCUGCACCUCAGUUAACCAUGGGCUCUUCCUUUCAUCCCUUCUUCUGACCCCAGGUAUGCAAUGACUUUAAUUUCAUUUUUGUAGUUUAACUCUUUGUAUUACAACAUGAAGUUUAGUUGCAUAUACAGACACAGGCUCGGGAGGACAACUUCUACAGCCUUUCUUCACUGUAACAUGUUUUACUCACAAAUAAAAUUCUUUAAGCAGUU
Molecule: messenger RNA, 4157 nt
Organism: Orcinus orca (killer whale)
Lineage: Eukaryota; Metazoa; Chordata; Mammalia; Artiodactyla; Delphinidae
Gene: ADD1
Product: adducin 1
Exons: 16
Coding region: 179-2596 (805 amino acids)
Biological process (GO): barbed-end actin filament capping; positive regulation of establishment of endothelial barrier; positive regulation of adherens junction organization
Cellular component (GO): focal adhesion; plasma membrane; adherens junction
Molecular function (GO): actin filament binding
Source: RefSeq, a predicted model, not a curated record